AUGUCCUCUCCACAGAAUCAAGAUAAUCCAAAUCUUCAUCAAGAAGAUCAACAUAUGGAUCAACAACAACCUCAACAAACAGGAAACCAACUUAAUGUACCAACUACACACCCUCCAAACUAUGGAAAUUCUGCUCAACACCUUAACCAACCGACAUUUGUACCUCAAAGUCUACCGCAAAGCCAUCCUCAAAACUUUCCUUUCGGAUUUCCCUAUAUGAACCCUUAUUACCCUCCUACACCUGGCUUUGGAGCAUAUUAUCCAUCCUAUCCAUCCUAUCCACCUCAACACUUUCGUUCACCUCUUGAAAUGAAGAAGAGAAAGUUGGAUGAGAAAGACAAGAGUUUGUUUUUGGAGCACGAUGAGGUUGAUUCUACAUUGAGUUCUGUUGAAGAAGACACACCUCAAGUUGUCAACAAUGAGCGUUCCUUUUUAUUAUCCUUCAUUAAAGAGAAGGGUUUAACCAUCUCUGAGGAUAUAAAUGAUAUAACAGACAUCGCACUCACCUACAUUGUCGAGAAUGCGUAUGUUAAUAAGUUUCUUAGUGAUCCUAAAUUUAAAGAAUUAAUGCAUGAAGGUUUGAUGAAAUACUCUACUUCUUUGAAAAUAUGCAUACCUACAUUAGAUUUAUCCCUCUUCAACUCAAGAGUAGUCAAGAUACUUAUGGAGUCCUAUGACAUUCUUGAAAGAAUAUCCGUUUGUAUACGGAAAACCACAAGCUGCUCUUCAAGAUUAGAAUUAACUGGUCUAUAUCAUGGUAUCACUAAGAUGACCAAGGGUUAUGUUUUAUCAUCCGUGAUAAAAAGUGGUAACAUGGAUGAUGGUAUCUCUCUUAUUGAAAAGAUUAUCAGUUACGUUAACCUAGAUCCUUUUUUAAGCGAAGAUAUCGAUCGUGAAAGAAAGAGUAGACUGGAAGUCACAACCAACCAAUUUAUGGUUAGUCAUAUGAAGACAGCUAAUAACUCCAAUUCUAAGGCUACAGGUUCCAAGGAUAAUAAGACAACCUCUGACAAGAAGAACAAUAAGAGUGUUGGCAAAAAACCUCAGAACCAGCCAACAUUUCAGAAGUGA
Molecule: messenger RNA, 1071 nt
Organism: Naegleria gruberi
Lineage: Eukaryota; Heterolobosea; Eutetramitea; Acrasida; Naegleriidae
Exons: 1
Coding region: 1-1071 (356 amino acids)
Source: RefSeq, a predicted model, not a curated record